GUUAUCAUAAUUAUUCCUAAGUUCAGUAUAAUCAUUCGCCACAUCUGUGGUAUCGAAAUGCGGCUUGAUAUUAUACUUCAAAUAAUAACAUACUGCACACUAUUGCUGACCAGUUAUAUUCCAUCAGUUGACAGCCACAUACCUAGCUACGUCGCCACUCCAUCGAAUAAAAAUGAGCAAUUCUGUCAGCUAUCAGACAAUUGCAUGCACGAUACGGUUCGUAUCUGUGGCACUAUGGGGGACCAGAAGAGAACAUUUUUAGACAUGUGUGACCUCCUGGAGUUUGCUUGUGAUACCAAUCAGAUUUAUACUCACGUUGAUGAAAUGGAAGGAUGUCCAGAAGAACCAAAUUACCCUCCUAAAGGAUUUGAGUAAAUAAAGGAUUUAAUUUAAUUAAACUUGUUUUUCUUUU
Spodoptera frugiperda (fall armyworm) is the source of this 412-nucleotide messenger RNA. RefSeq lists its product as uncharacterized. Lineage: Eukaryota; Metazoa; Arthropoda; Insecta; Lepidoptera; Noctuidae. The transcript is spliced from 4 exons. Bases 58 to 375 code for a protein of 105 amino acids. The record is from RefSeq and is a predicted model, not a curated record.